Messenger RNA from Helicoverpa armigera (cotton bollworm), 2391 nucleotides. RefSeq names its product phenoloxidase 1 (gene PPO2). NCBI's taxonomy places the organism in Eukaryota, Metazoa, Arthropoda, Insecta, Lepidoptera, Noctuidae. The transcript has 12 exons. The record is from RefSeq and is a predicted model, not a curated record. Bases 79 to 2175 code for a protein of 698 amino acids. Gene Ontology annotation, molecular function: oxidoreductase activity.
CGACAAACCAUUCCACUUCACAGUCUCUGUGAAGUGAGUUAUUUUAUAUUCCUUUUGAAUAAAAUUAAUUUUAGUAAAAUGGCCGACGAAGAACAAAUCCGUCAAAUCAUCGAAAGCUUCAAGUUGCUGUUCGAUCGGCCAAACGAACCUUUGAUUACUCCGAAGGGUGAUAAAAAAGCUCUGUUUCAGCUCACCGAAAAGCUUGUGCCUCCGGAGUAUUCAAACAAUGGCGUCGAAUUAAACGACCGUUUUGGUGAUGACGCCACCGAAAGGAUUCCGCUGAAGACCCUGGACAGAUACCCUCAGUUCACCGUCGCGUCGCAACUGCCAGCCGAUGCCGACUUCUCGCUGUUCCUUCCGAAACACCAGGAGAUGGCCACUGAGGUCAUCGACGCUCUUUUGGGUGUUCCUGAAAAUCAGUUGCAAGAUUUCCUGUCAACAUGUGUGUUUGCCAGAGGCAACCUGAACCCACAGCUGUUCAACUAUUGUUACUCAGUAGCAUUGAUGCAUCGUAAGGACACCAAGAAUGUGCCCAUACAGAACUUUGCUGAGACUUUCCCUUCAAAGUUCAUGGACUCGCAAGUUUUCCAACAAGCUCGUGAGACAGCAGCUGUCAUCCCCCAAAAUGUGCCACGUACUCCGAUUAUCAUCCCAAGAGACUACACUGCUACUGAUUUGGAAGAAGAGCAUCGUCUGGCCUAUUUCCGUGAAGAUAUUGGCGUUAACUUGCAUCAUUGGCAUUGGCAUCUUGUAUAUCCGUUCACCGCAUCCCAGAGAGCUAUCGUUGCUAAAGACCGUAGAGGCGAGCUGUUCUUCUACAUGCAUCAACAACUUAUUGCCCGCUACAACGGUGAGCGCCUCAACAACUCACUUAAGAGAGUCAAGAAGUUCAGCAACUGGAGGGAGCCAAUCCCUGAGGCUUACUUCCCCAAGCUGGACAGUCUUACAUCAUCCCGUGGUUGGCCCCCACGGCAGGCUAACAUGCAGUGGCAGGACUUGAACCGUCCCGUUGACGGACUCAACGUCACCAUUAACGACAUGGAAAGAUGGAGGAGGAACAUUGAGGAAGCCAUCUCUACCGGCACAGUGACUAACGCGGACGGCACGACCAGUCCCCUCGACAUCGACAUUCUGGGCAACAUGCUGGAAGCCAGCAUCCUGUCUCCCAACAGGGAGCUAUACGGCAGCAUUCACAACAACGGGCACAGCUUCUCUGCCUACAUUCAUGACCCCACUCACCGUUAUCUGGAAAGCUUCGGCGUCAUUGCUGACGAGGCAACAACCAUGCGUGAUCCCUUCUUCUUCCGCUGGCACGCGUGGAUCGAUGACAUCUGCCAGAAGCACAAGGAGUCUUCCUAUGUGCGCCCCUACACUCGCUCCGAGCUCGAGAACCCCGGCGUGUCAGUGACAUCGGUAUCAGUGGAGACACAAGGCGGCCAGCCCAACACUUUGAACACUUUCUGGAUGUCCAGUGAUGUGGACCUAUCUCGUGGCUUGGACUUCUCCGACCGUGGCCCCGUAUACGCCCGCUUCACUCAUCUUAACAACCGACCUUUCCGUUAUGUCAUCAAUGUUAACAACACUGGUAUGGCCCGCCGCACCACUGUUCGUAUCUUCAUCGCGCCCAAGUUUGACGAACGUAACUUAGCCUGGGCCCUCUCCGAUCACCGCAAGAUGUUCAUUGAGAUGGACAGAUUCGUGGUACCAUUAAACGCCGGCCAGAACACCAUCACACGUUUAUCAACCGAAUCUUCUGUGACGAUUCCGUUCGAGCAGACGUUCCGUGACCUCUCUGUUCAGAGCAACGACCCUCGCCGCCCCAACUUGGCCGAGUUCAACUUCUGCGGUUGCGGCUGGCCCCAGCACAUGCUGGUCCCCAAGGGUACCGAGGCGGGCGCCGCCUACCAGUUGUUCGUUAUGCUUUCGAACUACGAUCUUGACAGCGUGGAACAACCUGACGGCUCACAGUUGAGCUGCGUCGAAGCAUCCAGUUUCUGCGGUCUGAAGGACAGAAAGUACCCCGACCGUCGUGCUAUGGGCUUCCCCUUCGACAGGCCUUCAAGCACAGCCACUAACAUUGAAGAUUUCAUCCUGCCCAACAUGGGACUUCAAGACAUUACCAUCAGGCUGUCAAACACGACUGAACCAAACCCAAGGAACCCAAGAACCAACUAAAGAACGAUAAUUAUUAACUAAUUGGCAACUUACAAAAGGAAAAUGAAUAAAUAUAGGUAGUAAUAGCAUAAAAAAAUAAAAGGCUGAUAUUUAAGUUGAUAGAGCUAAGUGUAAAUACUGUACAUAAAAUUAGGAAAUCAUUUCUAUUAAUUUAAGACCCGUUUACCUACUAGUUUUAUUUAUAAGAUUACAUAAAAUAUAUUCAUAGCAAAAAUA